AUGCCAUCUUUUAAAGUUAGUGUUAGACAAAACAGGCUCGCAAUAAAUAAUAGACACCGUCCGUCAGAUAAAAUAAUCCAUGCCAUCUCAUCAUCAUCAUCCCACGCUCCAUCCAUGAGAUCGCCUGCAUCCGUCCACACUCCUCAUUGUAGCCCGGACGAAUGGAUCUGCCCCAUCACGUCCACCGGGCCGUGGGCGUAUAUUUGCACCGGAUGGCUCUGAAAAGAGGAUUGAUGAAGAGGGAGAGAGGGGGGUGGUAGAGGAGUAGAGUAUUAGACAAGUCGCUGUCGGCGGGCCCCGCCGUGACCUCCCCCCACGACCGCGACCCGCCCCCGUUUGAAAACCGCUUUGCUCCUCCUCCCUCGGGUCUCGUUCGUUUCCAGGAAUCCGAGGACUCGGCUUUCCGUAUUCGCAUCUUCCGCUCUGCCGGUCGGUCGGUCGGUCGGCGCGGCCCCCCAUGGCCGCCGAGGGGACGAGCAGGCGGAGGAUCCUCGACUACCUCAACGACGGCGAGGAGUUCGGGCUCGAGGGGCCCUCGUCGGCCGCCGCCGCGACGACGCCGAGGGCGCUGGCCGCCGCCAGGUCGCUCCUGCCCAGGUUCCGCUGGGCGCGGCUCGCCAGGCUCGGCCGGAAGGCCCGCGCCGACGGCAAAGGCAAAGGGCAGGAGAUCGUCGCCGCGGCGGAGGAGGAGGACGUGCGCGUGCUCAGCGACGCCUCUGCCUCGUCAGCGGCAUGCGCGGCGGCGGUCGGCGGCGAGGCGACGAGGCCGUCGGGCCUGAGCGUGGGGCUGGGCCUGCUGUUCCUGCUCGCCAAGACGUCCGACGAGUUCAACAAGAUGGCCGGGGUGCGGGCCGAGAUGGAGGCGCUGAUCAGGGAUUUCAAAGGCCAGCACGCCAUGGCGACGGCCAACGCCGGCGGCGAAGACGACGUGCCGGGAGACCGCAACCCCGAUUCCGCCGCGUCGAGCUGCCUCACGGACGGGAACGAGCCGCGGGCCGCGACCGGCCGGUGUGAGGACCAUCGUCGUCGUCAUCAUCAUCAGGUCGCCGAGAUGGAGGCGGCGAGCCGCAGGAGGAUGGACGUGCUGGAGGAGGAGUUCCACGCCGAGCUCGAGCGCGUUCGCGCCGGCUACGGCCAGGACACGCCGCCGUUCUCGAUUGGAGAGGAGCGCGGCGAGGGCGGAGCAGAGCCGUCGGACGAUGACGACGACGACGACAUUGCCGACUGCCGGGAGGGUUUCGACAGCGACCUCGGCGACGACGACGACGACGGCCACCACGAUGACGACCGCGACGAGGAGGAGGAGGAGGACGACGACGACGACGCUGAUCGGUACGGUGUGUCGGCCCUGGAGCUGGAGAGGAGGCUGCACGAGCUGCUCCACCAGAGGAACCAGGAGCGGAUCGAGGAGCUGGAGGCGGCGCUCCGGCGCGCCGAGAAGCGGCUCUUCGACAAGGAGAUGGAGGCGUCCCUCUGGAAGGACACGGCCAAAAUGGCCUUCCGCCACGACCACGACUCCGGCUCCGACUCGCCAUGAGGAAUUUCGUGCAGUACUUUUUGUCGCCAUUGAUCAUCGAUCGGCCGUACAUUGUACUCAUGGAUGAAGGUGGAUUUUGGGGAUUUAAUGCAUGGAUGAAGAAGCAGGCAAUCGGGCUUCGGGAUGGGUGGCCGACUGUAGGAUGGGCCUUAUGUACAAUGUGUCACCACUGUUAGCAACUUAUAGCUGGAGCUGUUCAUACCGCCAGGGUUUAGAGUCAUAGCACUGUAGGUUACAUGGGCAUGGCCGGGAGUAGGAUGGAACAGCAGGGUAGGAUAUGCUCAGCUAGCAGCCUCACUGAUGAUUUCGAUAUCCAUGUAAUUGGAGUACAGUGUUGGGAGUUCAUGCAUAUCACUCGUAUGCAGUUUCAGAAUUAGUGCAGCAAUGUGACAGCCUGCUCUUAGUAAGAAAUUGUCGGCCUUUUUACAGAUAUAUAUGAUCAUUUGAAAGGAUUUCUUUUGCAGCAA
Messenger RNA from Hordeum vulgare subsp. vulgare (domesticated barley), 2004 nucleotides. Its product is annotated as protein POLAR LOCALIZATION DURING ASYMMETRIC DIVISION AND REDISTRIBUTION-like. Gene Ontology annotation, biological process: asymmetric cell division. NCBI's taxonomy places the organism in Eukaryota, Viridiplantae, Streptophyta, Magnoliopsida, Poales, Poaceae. The transcript has 3 exons. The record is from RefSeq and is a predicted model, not a curated record. Bases 458 to 1537 code for a protein of 359 amino acids.